This is a messenger RNA of Saccharomyces mikatae IFO 1815, 318 nucleotides long. It is a transcript of the gene TIM13, whose product is annotated as protein translocase subunit TIM13. NCBI's taxonomy places the organism in Eukaryota, Fungi, Ascomycota, Saccharomycetes, Saccharomycetales, Saccharomycetaceae. The transcript has a single exon. The coding region runs from base 1 to 318 and encodes 105 amino acids. The record is from RefSeq and is a predicted model, not a curated record.
AUGGGUCUAUCAUCUAUCUUUGGGGGCGGUGCACCAUCUCAACAAAAGGAGACUGCCACUAGUGCUCAGACUACGACAAACCCAGUAGCAAAUGAAUUGAAAAAUCAGAUUGCCCAAGAGUUGGCCGUGGCUAAUGCGACUGAACUGGUGAACAAGAUUUCUGAGAACUGUUUUGAAAAAUGCUUGACUUCUCCAUACACUUCAAGAAAUGACGCAUGUAUUGAUCAGUGCUUGGCCAAAUAUAUGAGAAGUUGGAAUGUCAUAUCAAAGGCUUACAUAUCUAGAAUCCAAAACGCCUCUGCCACUGGCGAGAUUUAA